Messenger RNA from Chinchilla lanigera (long-tailed chinchilla), 1110 nucleotides. It is a transcript of the gene Ggct, whose product is annotated as gamma-glutamylcyclotransferase. The record is from RefSeq and is a predicted model, not a curated record. The transcript has 4 exons. Bases 95 to 667 code for a protein of 190 amino acids. Lineage: Eukaryota; Metazoa; Chordata; Mammalia; Rodentia; Chinchillidae. Gene Ontology annotation, molecular function: gamma-glutamylcyclotransferase activity.
CCCGAGGCUUCGGCGACGCAGUCGCCGUGUCGGCGUGCUGCACAGCUGUUGUGUGGCAGUCGCUCUUCCGAGCGGUGCAAACUAGAGACGUGAAAUGGCGAGCCCGGACUUCGAAGGCCAUGCGGGCCAGGACGGGGACAGCUUCCUGUACUUUGCCUACGGCAGCAACCUACUGACGGAGAGGAUCCGCCAACGAAACCCCUCGGCCGAGUUCCUCUGCGUGGCCCGCCUGCAGGACUUUAAGCUUGACUUCGGCAAUUUCCAAGGCAAAACAAGUCAAAGGUGGCAUGGAGGUAUAGCUACCAUUUUUCAAAGUCCUGGAGAUGAAGUGUGGGGCGUAGUAUGGAAAUUGAACAAAAGCAAUUUAAAUUCUCUGGAUGAGCAAGAAGGAGUUGAAAGUGGAGUAUAUGUCGUAAUAGAAGUUAAAGUUUCAACGCAAGAAGGGAAACAAUUAACUUGUCGAAGUUAUCUGAUGACAAAUUAUGAGAGUGCUCCACCAUCACCACAGUAUAAAAAGGUUAUUUGCCUGGGUGCAGAAGAAAAUGGUUUACCACAGGAGUAUCAAGAGAAGUUACAAGCAAUAGAACCAAAUGACUAUGAAGGAAAGCUCUCAGAAGAAAUGGAAGAAGUUCUCAUCAGGGGAAAACAAAAACUCUAUAGAACAUAACAGAAUAUGCCUGAGGAUAUUCUCUCUCUGUGCUAAUAUGCAAUAUUCUUAACAUUUGAGAACAGGGAUUUGGGAUAUCUCCAUCUUUAUCCUACUUUCAGCAGUACUCUGAAGAGGAAUUUCACUUGGAUGAUCCAUACUUUCAGACCAUAAAAAGAAGCUGGGUUAGGAGGUAGCCAUCUAAUGGGGGGGCUGUAAGGUGCUGGAAUGCAUGACAAAUGGAUGUGGCUUCACCUUCUGUGGACACAAGCUACUUUAUUUAUUUUCUUGCUUUACUUUUUCUUUUGAGUUGAUCUCAAGGAUCUUCUUACUCUGAUGAAGGAUAGGUUUGCGGCAGGCUUGAUGAUGGUACUGGUGAGUUGCUCUGCUGUGGGUUUUGAUUGUAAUCCACUUAGCAAGCAAGCGGCUGAGACAGUUCAAAAUAAAAUUUUGAAAGUUGGGAA